AUGAACAUGUGGGGGGAUAGGACACCAUCUGAGUUUCUUCGUCAUCUGCAAGAACUCAGCGUCACUCCAUUUGAGGACAAUCCUCUGCUGAGGAAAUUGUUAUUCUCUCAUUUUCCACCGAAUGUCCAAUCGAUACUGACCACAAUGGCCAACUCCAAUUCGCUUGAUCAGAUAGCCACCAUGAAGUACAAGAUCAUAGAGUUUACUGUGCAGCCUGCACCUCACCAUACUUCUUCGGACCCUAUAGUAGCUUCCCCUAAUACUGCAAAGUCUCCUAACUUGUCACGUGACGACAUUUUGGAGAGAGUCAAUACAUUAACACAUUGCAUGGACACACUGUGGCAACAAUAUGCCAGCUCUCAUCGUCCUCGCAGCAGAAGCCAUUCUAAGUCACAGUCGUCUAGUUCUACUCCAACAGUUUCCAAUCUCUGCUGGUACCAUGCCACAUUUAAGGGCAAAGCCCAUUGA
Messenger RNA from Octopus sinensis (East Asian common octopus), 468 nucleotides. RefSeq lists its product as uncharacterized. The record is from RefSeq and is a predicted model, not a curated record. Bases 1 to 468 code for a protein of 155 amino acids. The transcript has a single exon. NCBI's taxonomy places the organism in Eukaryota, Metazoa, Mollusca, Cephalopoda, Octopoda, Octopodidae.